ACUUAGAGUAAAGAAAACAUUUGGAUGCGGAUUAUUACACAGAAUUGAAGUUAUUAUAAAUGAAAAUUAUAUUUGUAGAAAUAAAAAUUCUUUUGAAGAAUGAGUCAUUUGAGGACAGAAAUUCAAAGUUAAGAACUGUUCAAUGUUUCAUAUAUUUUAAUUGUUUCAGCAUGUCUUAACGUUGUAAUGAAACUUUAGUUAAUCAUAUGUAAACAGAUUACAUAGUUUCUUUAAUCAAUUUCAUGCUAGAGCAUAACGUAUAUUAUUUCAUCCUUUAAAAAAAAUUCUAUAAGUUUAGAAAGUUAACAAUGACGUCAAAUAAAAUAAUUGAUGAAGAACAGAUUAAAUUAUCUCUGCAGUACAGCAGAGAAAAUUUCAGCAAAAUAAGAAUACUGAAAAACGCUUUUGUCUUGUGUGCAGGAUUCAUAAUAUUUUUCACAGCAUAUGAUGCUCUUGGUAUGCUGCAGAGUACAAUAAAUGCAGCAGGAGGCGUCGGUGUCGCUUCUCAGGCCGUUAUCUACGGAUGUUUCAGUAUAUCUGCUUUGCUGUUGCCAAAAUAUGUCAUACAAAAAUUGGGAUGCAAAGCUACUUUGAUACUUUCCAUGCUGUGUUACGUUCCAUACAUAGCUUCGAACUUUUAUCCGCAUUGGGCCACUUUGAUUCCAUCAGCAGCUUUGCUAGGUCUCAGCGCUUCAUUGCUAUGGGGAACUCAGUGCACUUACUUGAAUGAACUGUCGAUGGAAUAUGCCAAACUUUCUUUCCAAAGCCUCAGGAAAUUAUCACAUAGUAUUGGAUCUAACCAUAAAUAUUCUUCUUUUGAAAAUGAUAGCAAACUUUUUCCAGAAAAUGAAUCUAGUAAGACUGAUCAUGCAAAACUUGAUGAGCACAGUACGUGUAAAGUGAACGGCUCGAAGGAUAAUUGUAACCGAAAUGGACUUGCUGCUGUGGCAUCAGAAUGCCAAAUUUAUGCCACUUCACUUAGCUCUUCAAAAACUGUAAAACCGAUGAACGAACUGAAUUCUAAAGAAGCAAAGCAUCGCAAUAGUGAUAUUUCCAUUGCAUCUAUCACUACUCACUCUCCAACAACUCUACUUAGAUUGACAGAGUCUACCAACGCGAGGUUCUUUGGAGUAUUUGGAAUGGCCUACCUCUCAACUCACGCAUUAAGCAAUAUGAUGUCAUAUUUCAUACUUGAAAAAAAUAAUCUUAGCCAUGGAAACUUCAGUAACUCUAGUUGCAACUGUGGUCCAAAUUUCUGCAGUGCAGAUUCCUUUUGCAUCAGUCACAACACUGAAGCACUUGAUGUAUCAGCAAGAAACAUCUUGACAGGUGUUUGUACGGGUUUGAGCUUGUUUUCAAUUUUGUUGAUCGUCUUCUUCUUAGACAACGUUCAUAUGGAAAAGAAAUCUGUGACUUUCUCCUUGGAUCUACUCAUGGCGACUCUCAAACUUUCAAGAAAGAAGGAACAGUUAUUUUUAACGCCUCUGUCUUUUUAUAUAGGCAUGAUCCAGGGAUUUUUUGCAAGUGAUUUUACAAAGUCUUAUAUUGGAUGUGCAUGGGGAACAAAUGAAGUGAGUUUGGUGAGCAUAUGUUACGGAAUUGCUUGUUCUCUAUCAUCCACUCUGUCGGGUUACCUGGUGAGCGCUCUUGGAAGAGUUCCCGCGUUUCUUGUCGCAGAGUUGGUUAAUGUAAUUGCAAACGUUCUACUACUUUUGUGGAAUCCAGACCCAUCUGUUCCUUGGAUGUUCUUCAUCGCAGCUGCUUUGUGGGGGACGUUUGUCGGAAUCUUCUUUUCUCAGCAUAGAGCCUUUUAUGGAAUUUUAUUCAAGGCGAAUGAAGAGGCGGGAUUUGCAGCCUUUUAUUUGUGGUACUCUCUGGGAUUUUGUUUGUCAUUUGCAUACAGCAAUUAUUUAUGCAUCUAUGUCAAAAUCUAUAUUUUAUUGUCAGUUUCGACAAUCGGCAUUAUUGGUUAUUUAUACGUUGAAUUGUUUCUUAAAGAAUACAAAAAUAAAAAAUGAUUCAAAAGAGAUUGUGUUUCCUUCCUCAACAACGCAUUUUAG
This is a messenger RNA of Uloborus diversus, 2060 nucleotides long. Its product is annotated as protein unc-93 homolog A-like. The record is from RefSeq and is a predicted model, not a curated record. Lineage: Eukaryota; Metazoa; Arthropoda; Arachnida; Araneae; Uloboridae. The transcript is spliced from 3 exons.